AUGAAGGAAGAAUUUAGUUCUCAGAGCUUUGAGGGAAUUACCCCGGAUUUUAUAACCCUGGACUCUGAAUUUACCGCCCUAACAACACAUUCUAGCGCGAGACAUAAGACCCAGAAGGAGCUUGAAAAGGAGGAAAUUUUGAGGAAGUUACAGGGACUAGUUUCAGGAGAUCGUUUAUUUUUCAAGAAGUCAACUUUAGGACAGCAAGUUUCAAACCCUGAAAUCCCAACCACAAAUGACUUUGUUGAGUCCAAAUUUGUUUACUGGAUCUAUGACAAAAUGAGUAUUUACCUUCUAGUUAACAUUGAUCCUUAUGGUAAGCUGAGGUUUACGUAUGGCGACCUAUACCAAAUGGCAGUUUCACAUGAUUUAUUUUUCCAUAAACUGGAGACCAGAUUUGUAAAGAAUAUAAAGUCAGAGCAUACAGGAUAUAAAAGAGCGGAAUCCACAAAAACACAAACAACCCAAAUGGAUCCAUUUCCAAUGGAGCCUUCAUAUUUCAGACAAGAUUCCGAAAUAAAGCAAAAGGCAAUAAAUUAUGAUAUUAAAAGUAGACCAACGCCAGCAGGAGUUGAGUCCUUUUGUAGGUGUAAAUUUAGUAACAAAAACGAGUUUAUAAAAAAACUGCGCCUAAUAAUAAAAACCAAUAAGAGUAAGUUUAUGGAUAAAACAGCUGAGAUGAAGGAAUUAAGGUUGAUAAUGUCACAGAAUAUUAGAACAUACGAGGUCGAGAUCAUGGGAUACAUAAUGGAUGAAAACCCUUGGACAUAUAGCACAAACCCUUGGGAUGAGCCAGAGGAGGAAAAGGUUAAAGAAAUAAUAGAAAUGUAUAAAAAAGCAGUUAAUGAUCCAGUAUAUAAGGAUAUGUAUCAAAAAUGGCUUAAUAAAUAUAAACUCCAAAUCAACCAAGCCGGAACACAUAUGAUCCAAAAAAUUAAAUAA
This is a messenger RNA of Theileria annulata, 942 nucleotides long. RefSeq lists its product as uncharacterized. The transcript has a single exon. Bases 1 to 942 code for a protein of 313 amino acids. The record is from RefSeq and is a predicted model, not a curated record. NCBI's taxonomy places the organism in Eukaryota, Apicomplexa, Aconoidasida, Piroplasmida, Theileriidae.